Heterobilharzia americana is the source of this 2274-nucleotide messenger RNA. NCBI's taxonomy places the organism in Eukaryota, Metazoa, Platyhelminthes, Trematoda, Strigeidida, Schistosomatidae. The record is from the annotation of a GenBank genome assembly.
AUGUCGGAAAUCGAGUUGAAAUCAUCCCACUAUGAAAUGCACUUGCUAGCACUAGAUUGUCAACCGGCGAAACUGUACGUGGGACGGUCAUUGGGAGCACUAAUUGUCAUAUGUUCGCUCACUGAUCUGCUGGACAUUGGAAGACAUGAAAGCGAACGGGAUACAAAUGAGUCUGUAAGCACAGAAUCUGGUAGUGGCGUUCAGAAUUCAGAUCUCACUCGACCGAAUAGUGCCGGUAGCUCACAACCUUGUCAGACUCCAUCCAUUCAAAGCUCAACUAAUUCACUUUCUGUCGAAGAACGACUGAAACGAAUUCGGGAGGCAGAUAAGCUUAAGCAGCAACAGAGAUACUGUGCAUAUAUUGAAACUCAGCGUCAGGCUGAAAUGGCUCGCCUGCGUCACCAGGAGGACAGAAGACGCAAAAUAGAAGAAAUGCGUCUCAAAGAACAAACUCGACGUCUUAAUGCCUCCGAACGACGUGCAGCAUUGGAAAUGUCCAAUCGAGCAAGGUUAGAGAGAAUUCGUCAGCGUUCAGUUAAUCGGUCAGGAACCAACUUGCUGCCACGUCAAAAUACUGCUCAGGAUUAUCCAAGUCGUACAACGAGCAAUUCUCCUCUUGGAAGCGCAAGGAACCCAGGUUGUCUGAUGACAACUUCAUGCGUGGUCGCUUUUGGAAGUAGCGCCCCACGCUCUAUAUUGAUUUCAAAUCGUUCGAACUCAUCUAGUGAGUGUGACAGGGUGGGGCGACCUAACCAACGCCGAAAAUUCACAACCAUAGAUGGCACUGAGCGUGUCACUGAUGCGAAGAAUAGGGAAAAUAAAGCUAAAGUGAAGAAUGCAGCGCCGUCGUCUUCGCAUUCUGCUGUAUCAGCGCGUUCCAGUUCUGCUGAGGGGAAUUCCAGACAAACGAAAAGACAAACAAAACCACAUUCAUCUGAUUGCACUCUGAAUUCAAAGAAAAUAUCACAGAAUAACCGAGAGACAAAGCGCAACGGAAACUUUGCUGUACCAUCCGUAAUGGCGAAAUCUGUGUCGAAAACUUUACCAUCGCGUCGCUGCUCCCCUCCUCCUUCAUGUCCAUCAAACAUUCAGGAAUCCGGAACAGCUACUGCUAGUUUUCCUACAGUGCCUCAGUCUCUGUCCCUUUCUGAAUCAGAAAUUAAGGCAUUUACUACAGAAGGUUUUUCAGAUGCUAUUGUUUCUUCUGACAAGUCCGCACCACCUGAUUCUUCCAAAGUUGUUGAUGUGAAGGAUGAUCUUUUGGCUUUCGCAUCUCAAGUUGGUCCAAUAAAAGCUGAAACUCAUGGGUCGGGUGAUGGUGUAGUUUUGUCCGAAAUGGAAGCCGCAGUUUAUCGUGCGAAGUUGAUUGAACAACGGCGCUUAGCCAAGGAACGAAGACAAAAAGAAGAAGAAGAAGAAAAAAGGCGCGUAGAAGAAGAAAAUCGUUUGCGAAGUAUGCAACAAGAGCAAGCUAGGUUAGCUGCUGAAGAAGAACUUCGGUUGAAAGAAGAACAGGCUAUUCGUCAAGCUGAGGAGACUCAGCGUAAAAAAGAAGCCGAAGAAAUUGCGAGGCUUGAGGCUGAGAAGGCUGAGCGACUUGCGAAACUUCAGCGGGAUGAGGAAGAAAGAAGUUUACGACGGAAGAAGCUGUAUACUAUCAUGUCUCGGGUUAAACGGUCAUCCAGUCCAGAAAAAACCAACGAUGUCCAGGAUUGUGAAAUCGAUAAAAUAAAUCAAAGAGUUUGUAGUGAUAUCAACGCACAUCAUAAUGAUACUGAUAUUCCGAUUUUCGACAGUACGCAAGACGAUUCAUCAAUAGUCAGAACAGUUGUCAACAAGAAGCUUUGUAAUAAUGUUGAGAAGACUGGUGAAAGUUCUUCAACAGACAUAAACCAUGAAGAAGAAUUAGAGGUUGAUAAUGCAACAUUGACAGUGGCAUCUGGCCAGAAUGAAACGCUAGCUCGAAAUCUAAUUACAAUGCCAUCACUUGACCCUGAUUCUAGUGUUACUCAAAAUACACCGGUGUUCAAAUCUGCAUUGUUGCAAUCUAUGUUGGCUAAAGGUCGUUUAUCCACCCACGUAAAGGAGGCUGUGGCAGGACUAAGACGUAAUGCAUCUCAAACUCAGGUUAAUAGCAGUGAAGACGAUUCUCCUCUUCAUUAUCCCUUGAUGAAUGCCGCAAACGAAGAUAUAGAUUCUGUAAUUAUGAAACACGAGUCCUCCAAAACUACAUCUGAAAACUGUGGUCUACCUCAUUUUAAUGGAUCAAAAUGA